AUGUCCUUUUAAAAUCUUGACGUCGAAUUUUGUUUUUUAACUGUAAUCAUAAAUACCUAAGCCAUAUAUACUAAUAAAUGAUAAUGAAUCAUCAAAGAUACUAUAAUAACAAAUAUCGUCACGGUAAUACAAAAUAUCAAAAUGAAAUGUCACAAAAUGGCUUUCAAAAACGCUACAAUAAACCGAAUCACGUAGGAAACUCUUUGAAACGUGCUGAGUUCAAAGGUUCUAGCAGAAAUAACUCAACAGUACAAAAUGCAGGCAAACCCUUUUUUAAUAAUCAGAAUAUUCGAGAAAAAAAUAACAAAUCGACAGGACACCUUAAUAAAGAACAAAGUUAUGCUGCAAAGAAGGUUAACCGGCUUGAAAAAAAUAAUGGUCGUGGAUUUAGCGGAAAAAAUAUGUUAAACGGAAAACAAAAUAAUAGAAAAAACAUCGAUUGGAGUCAAAAUAAGAGUAAAGUAAACGGAGCAGUUGCAAGUAAUCAGCAAGAACAAAAGACACCAAAUUUGGACGUUCUAUUCACUACAAAACCAAUCAAACUGAAUUAUUGUCUGGCUCCGGAACGAUUGGAAGUGCAAGCUCGAGCAUUGGAGAUAUUUGAAAAAAAAGAACGAGAAGCUAAACAACUGCAGCGUCGUAGCCAGAAAGAUCGACGGCACAAACUGAUGACGGCCAAAACAAGAAAAGGUCAGCCGGUUAUGCAAGGACGUAUGGAACUGCUCUACGAGAAGGUUAAAAAUAUCGUUAGUCAGGGUUAGUUUUUCAAAUUGUUUAGAAAAAAGACGAAAGUGCUGUAGUUUAUCUAAUAAUACUUUAUUACUUUAUACAUAGCAGUUGCAGGCUGCCUCUUCGCAUAUUGAAAUGUUGAAAAUACAAUAGAGAUAAAAUGAA
Molecule: messenger RNA, 894 nt
Organism: Malaya genurostris
Lineage: Eukaryota; Metazoa; Arthropoda; Insecta; Diptera; Culicidae
Product: GATA zinc finger domain-containing protein 24-like
Exons: 1
Coding region: 78-761 (227 amino acids)
Source: RefSeq, a predicted model, not a curated record